CCCGCCGCGCGCGCGCGCGCCCGCGCGCGCGCCGGCUGGCCUGCCCCGGGGGAGCGCGACAGCCCCGGCGGGCCAAUGGGCGAGCCCCGCAGCCAAGAGGAGUUGCGGCGGCUCAGCAGCUCGGAGCUGCGCGCGCUGCUGCGCGGCAGGGGCGCCAGCGACGCGGGCUGCGUCGAGAAGGAGGACUUCGUCAAGGCGGCGGCGCGAGCUCUUGGCCUGGAUGGCGCCGGCGACGCUGCGCCAGGCGCGCUGGACCUGAACGCGGCCCUGGAGGACGACCUGAGCGUCGCGUCCGACCUGAACAGGAGCCCCACGCCCAGCAGGUCGAGCAGCAGCAGCCGCAGCCGGCGCAGCGGGAGCCCGGAGAGGCUGUCGGAGGAGGGGCCGCCCGCGGACUUCGGCGUGGAACACAUGCGGCUGGGCGCCGACGACGUCGCGCAGCUGUCCUUCAGCAGGUUCCCCGAGAAGAUCUCGCGCGUCUCCGGCUGCCAUUGCGUGCUCAAGGACAAGGAGCUGAUCCUGGAGCUCAAGGGCUCCACCGUGCAGCGUCGGCGGGCCAGGA
Messenger RNA from Prorocentrum cordatum, 562 nucleotides. The record is from the annotation of a GenBank genome assembly. NCBI's taxonomy places the organism in Eukaryota, Dinophyceae, Prorocentrales, Prorocentraceae.